GUUGGGGCAGCUCCUGUGACAGACGGAGCUGGAGCGGCGGGGCGGCGGCGGAGUCCGGCGGCUGAGAUAGCGAGUGAGCGAGCGAACGAGCAGCGAUCCCGGGGCUCAAGAAGCGAGAAAGAGAAGGAGGAGCGCUCGGGCGCGAGCGAGAGGAACCGCGAGCGCCAGGCUUGGGCUCGAGCCCCGGAACGGCUGAGGAGCCCGCCCGCUCCCCUCCCCUCCCCCUUCCCGGGACCGGGCCCAGCGCGCCAUCCUCCCCCUCCCUCCUUCCCUCCCUCCCUCCUUCCUCCCUUCCCUCUCCCUCUCCCCCUCCCCCGCCGGUGGAUGGGAGUGAAGGACGGAAGAGGCCCUGCAGAGGCGGCGGUGCAGCGCUCCGGUGGAAUGAACCCUAUUUGUUGACUAUCUCCUGAUACUGGUUGGAUUCACUUGUAAAAGAAUCGUCUUCCCCUGUGUGGACGCCACUUAGUGGCAUAUUUAAUUAUAAAUCCAGGGAUCACAACGCUUUUUGAUUUCCCAAAGGAGGGACAUACCACUAUAUCAAAGAAGCUUGAUAUUACAGCCAAAAUGGUGCUGUCCCAGAGACAACGAGAUGAACUGUUUGUAACACAGGCUUUGACAACACAAUAUUUGAUGGAAUAUUUUGAGAGAUCCACUGCCUUCCUAUUUUGUAUUCUUUCGGAAGGCCCAAGUAGAACUACGUGGUGGAAAUUAAAACGAAGUAGAUUUCAGCUCCAUGUAAAGAAGACACUUCUUACGAAUCAAGUUAUCCAUUAGUAGAACAGGCCAGAAGGUACAGGCUAUGAUAUGAGCAGCACACAGACACAGACUCACAGUAAUAAAAUCGAGCUAUAGCAGAUUAUCUUCGUUCAAAUGGCUAUGAAGAGGCAUAUUCAGUUUUUAAAAAGGAAGCUGAAUUAGAUAUGAAUGAAGAAUUAGAUAAGAAAUAUGCUGGUCUUUUGGAAAAAAAGUGGACAUCCGUCAUUAGAUUACAAAAGAAGGUUAUGGAACUAGAAUCAAAACUAAAUGAAGCAAAAGAAGAAUUUACGUCGGGUGGACCGCUUGGUCAGAAACGAGACCCAAAAGAAUGGAUUCCCCGUCCACCAGAAAAAUACGCAUUGAGUGGUCAUAGGAGUCCAGUCACUCGAGUAAUUUUCCAUCCUGUGUUCAGUGUUAUGGUCUCUGCUUCAGAGGAUGCUACAAUUAAGGUGUGGGAUUAUGAGACUGGAGAUUUUGAGCGAACCCUUAAGGGGCAUACAGACUCUGUACAGGAUAUUUCGUUUGACCACAGUGGCAAGCUUCUGGCUUCCUGUUCUGCAGAUAUGACCAUUAAACUAUGGGAUUUUCAGGGCUUUGAAUGCAUCAGAACCAUGCACGGCCAUGACCACAAUGUCUCUUCAGUAGCCAUCAUGCCCAAUGGAGAUCAUAUAGUGUCUGCCUCAAGGGAUAAAACUAUAAAAAUGUGGGAGGUGCAAACUGGCUACUGUGUGAAGACAUUCACAGGACACAGAGAAUGGGUACGUAUGGUGCGGCCAAAUCAGGAUGGCACUCUGAUAGCCAGCUGUUCAAAUGAUCAGACCGUGCGUGUAUGGGUCGUAGCAACAAAGGAAUGCAAGGCUGAGCUUCGAGAACAUGAGCAUGUGGUAGAAUGUAUUUCCUGGGCUCCAGAAAGCUCAUAUUCUUCCAUCUCUGAAGCAACAGGAUCUGAGACUAAAAAAAGUGGCAAGCCUGGGCCAUUCUUACUGUCUGGAUCCAGAGACAAGACUAUUAAGAUGUGGGACGUCAGUACUGGCAUGUGCCUUAUGACCCUAGUGGGUCAUGAUAACUGGGUACGUGGAGUUCUGUUCCAUUCUGGGGGGAAGUUUAUUUUGAGUUGUGCUGAUGACAAGACCCUCCGUGUGUGGGAUUACAAGAACAAGCGAUGCAUGAAGACCCUCAAUGCGCAUGAACACUUUGUUACCUCCUUGGAUUUCCAUAAGACGGCACCAUAUGUGGUUACUGGCAGUGUAGAUCAAACAGUAAAGGUGUGGGAGUGCCGUUGAUUGAGUCUCAUUUGGCCCCUCCUCCCAUUUUUCCUCUGGAUGCACUCUGAUGAUACCAUGGUUACCCCAUUGAGCUCUGUUUAAAUAAAUAUUGUCCUUUCAUGUAAAUUAUUCUGGAUGUAGAUUGAGCUUAUUAAAUGUUACACACAAAGUA
Prionailurus viverrinus (fishing cat) is the source of this 2193-nucleotide messenger RNA. It is a transcript of the gene PAFAH1B1, whose product is annotated as platelet activating factor acetylhydrolase 1b regulatory subunit 1. Gene Ontology annotation, molecular function: protein binding. Bases 921 to 2039 code for a protein of 372 amino acids. The record is from RefSeq and is a predicted model, not a curated record. Lineage: Eukaryota; Metazoa; Chordata; Mammalia; Carnivora; Felidae. The transcript is spliced from 12 exons.